Lates calcarifer (barramundi perch) is the source of this 4135-nucleotide messenger RNA. Its product is annotated as inward rectifier potassium channel 2. The record is from RefSeq and is a predicted model, not a curated record. Gene Ontology annotation, cellular component: plasma membrane. Lineage: Eukaryota; Metazoa; Chordata; Actinopteri; Centropomidae. The coding region runs from base 863 to 2179 and encodes 438 amino acids. Gene Ontology annotation, biological process: regulation of monoatomic ion transmembrane transport; potassium ion import across plasma membrane. Gene Ontology annotation, molecular function: inward rectifier potassium channel activity. The transcript has 2 exons.
UAUACCGCCACCUCGUGUUCACUGAGUGCACUCAAUAUCACCUCAGCAGACGGUCCACAGAGUAUGCCUGCUCCACAGGACCCAGUGUAUCUGCUUGAUUCUGGCAGAAAUAGACAAACAUUUAGUCUCGUGGCAAAUAAAUUACAAUUAUAGUUAAUCAGGUUCAGAAUUAUGACUAAUUUCAUAAAUCACAAGCAGUUUUGUAUUGAUUCUGAGGGUUUCGACUAGUUCAACCAGUUUAAACGUCAGUUUUUGCUGCUUCCCAUUAAGAAAACGGGGGUUUGAUUUACUUUUAUUCCCAACAGAUAAUACAAAACCUCCAUGUGGGCUCAGAGCCUCAAACAGGCGCUGCAGCUUCCCAUUGGCCACUGCGCGCGACAGGGGGCGGGGAGAGGCGCACGUGUUUUUAAAGUCUGUCUUUGCAACGACAAAUAUCUUCUUCAGUGUUGCUGAAGAGGCUUAUGGCAGAAUUUACGGCGCCAGACGGGAAACUAAGAGAACGUAAUAAAAAGAGCAGUGAGGAUAAAAGAGAGGAGGUGUGCGUAUCUGGCACAUAUGGGACUUAUUACAACAAGAAAACGGCAGAUUUGCGCUGCGAGGACCAACAGCCCACUUCACUGAUGAGGUCCAAACCAGCCGUCAGAGAGGAGUGACCCGCCCUCGCCAAAAGGUGCACACAGCACGGCUGCAGAAGCACAGGCCCAGCCUCCCCUGUUCCCCCCUGCAGGAUCUACUCCUGUUGUUCACAUUUUCUGCUUGAGUUUGUCCCUGGGAUCAUUCAAAACUGUUUCUCCAACGGUUCUACCAAAAACUUAAACUGUUUUCCAAAGCAGAAUCGGCCCAGCCCUCCCAGGCGGAAGCGAUGGGGAGUGUGCGAAGCCAUCGCUACAGCAUUGUGUCCUCUGAGGAAGAUGGCAUGAAGCUGGCCACCAUUGCUGUCCCGAAUGGCUAUGGAAAUGGCAAUGUCAACAAGGUGCACACAGAGCACCAACAUCAGAGCCGCUUUGUCAGGAAGGAUGGUCACUGCAAUGUGCAGUUUAUCAAUAUGAGCGAGAAAGGCCAGCGGUACCUGGCAGAUAUCUUCACCACCUGUGUGGACAUUCGCUGGCGCUGGAUGCUGCUCAUAUUCUGCCUUUCUUUCCUGCUGUCGUGGCUGUUUUUCGGCUUUGUCUUCUGGGUAGUGGCCCUCUCUUAUGGGGACUUAGAGAAUGAGACUCAGAUAUGCGUUUCCAAUGUGGACAGCUUCACUGCUGCUUUCUUGUUCUCAGUGGAGACCCAAACCACAAUUGGCUAUGGUUAUCGCUAUGUGACAGAGGAGUGCCCCAUUGCUGUCUUCAUGGUCGUCUUUCAGAGUAUUUUGGGCUGCAUCAUAGAUGCUUUCAUCAUUGGUGCUGUGAUGGCAAAGAUGGCCAAGCCCAAAAAGAGGAAUGAAACCUUGGUGUUCAGCCACUAUGCCACAGUGGCCAUGAGGGACGGCAAACUGUGCCUGAUGUGGCGCGUGGGGAACCUGAGGAAGAGUCACCUGGUGGAGGCCCACGUCAGAGCCCAGCUCCUUAAGUCACGCACCACCUCAGAGGGAGAGUUCAUCCCUCUGGAUCAGGUAGACAUUGACGUAGGCUUUGAUAGUGGCAUCGACAGAAUCUUCCUGGUGUCCCCGAUUACCAUCGUGCAUGAGAUUGAUGAGGACAGUCCAUUCUAUGAGAUGAGUAAACAGGAGCUGGAGACGUCAGAGUUCGAGAUUGUAGUGAUCCUGGAGGGCAUGGUCGAGGCCACAGCCAUGACCACUCAGUGUCGGAGCUCAUACGUGGCCAGCGAAAUCCUGUGGGGCCACCGCUUUGAGCCGGUGCUCUUCGAAGAAAAGAACUACUACAAAGUGGACUAUUCUCGCUUUGACAACACCUACGAGGUGCCCAGCACGCCCCACUGUAGUGCAAGGGAACUAGCUGAGAAGAAGUCCAACGCCUCCAGCUUGAGGAACUCCUUUUGUUAUGAGAACGAGGUGGCUCUGGAAAAAGUAGAGAUGGAGGAGGAGUUUGUGGAGGACGACAACAGGCAGAUGUGCGGCAUUGAGGUUGGUGCACUUGAAGAUGCGAACACAGAUUUGGUGUCAGACUCUGAAUGCAAUCUGGACUCUCUGCCUUUGGAAUCAACACCUUUGACAGCAGAAUCAGAAAUAUGACUGCAGGGAUAAAGAAGGAUUAAACAGUACCACAGGGUAUGAUCAAGUUUGCUUGAACUUUGGUCCCAAUUGCUGUUGUCGAUAAUGCAUGACAGUUUGUGAAAGACUGUGAUUUGAGUAUGAAAUUCUCUAUACAGAAGCUCACACACAAGACACAGAGGAACUACAAACAUGUUCUGUUGUUUUUGGUAAAAGUGGUGGUAACUUAACAGGUUGCAUGAAGCUAAAAUGGGUUAGAUGCCUUCACUUAUACAUCGUGCAGUCUGUUUCUGUGUGUACUGUCCUUAUUAAGCUAAACAUUUUAGUAGAAUAGCCAAUUGGGUUGAUUACAUUUGUUAAUUUAUUCAAGUGCACAUUUUGAAUUGAACAUCCUGCGUGUAAUAGGUCUUCCUAAACUUCACAUGAGGUUUUGACUGGCUAAAAUAAUUUAAUAUAUUUAAUUUCAAUUGAAAACAUUUGAUCAAACCAGAAGUUUUUAGACUUGAUUUUAAAUGCCAACCUAAAUGUAUGCAUUUUUAAAUCAUUUUAAGUUCAACAAUCUUGUUUUAAAGGCUACCAACAUUGUUUUGACAAGUUAAACCACCUGCUUAAAAAGGUCAUGGUUUGUUAAUGAGCUGGUCUCUUAGCAAAGUGUAUGUCCAGUCUUCUUCAGUGUGGUGGUCUUGGUGUGUUCUCAUGGUGUAAGGCAAGGGAAGAGAUAUUUUGCACAGAUUACGAGCACAAGUACACUAUGCUCCUCAACCUAUCAUCUUGUCUAAGUGUAGCAUCUUUUGCAACGUGUGCCUUAAACAAAAAGUCUCAGUCCCGGCGGAGGCACUCAGGAGGUUUGGCUUCGACUGAGCACACACUGCAUUAGAUGUCACAGGCAGAAGCAUUCAAGAGGCGAUUCACUGUGCAGUUUACUGCCACUUCUAACAGGUCUUUCAUGUCCUAAUGUGCAAUACAGUUCAGUGGUAGAAUGCGACAGGAAGCUCAAGCCUGAGCCGAGGUUAUGAAUGUUGACGAUAAGUGCUGCUAAGUUACAUAUUGUAUGUUUAGAGAGAAAUCUAGGAGCCAAAAUGUAUUAUUUGUCUUUAAAGUAUCCAUUUUUGAAGAUUGCAGAUGCAGCCUAUAAUGUUAUUUUUAGAUGUAGACGAGCAUGAUUCUGUCAGUGUGUUUUCCAAAGCUUUAGUGCAAUUUUCUCCCUCAACCAGACCCCCCCCCCCACCCUCCACACACACACACACCACCCCCCACCCCCUCCCAGUAACAACAGAAACUGUUCUAUUACACAAAGCCAAAUGUGUACAUAUAUAUAUAAGAGACAACCGACAACCGACAACCUGAUUUGAAACAUGAACUUUUCCUCAUCUAACAGUGACAGGCUGUUGAAACAACGAUUUGUUUGAGUGGAAUUUUGACGUAGUCUCUUCUUUAUAUUAACAUCAGUGUUCUUGGCAUCGUGCAGAAUUUGGACACAUCUUAGUUUAACCCUCUCACUUCACCAUUGCGGGUCUUGUGAAGUUAUAUUGUCAUUUCUGAGUGGACCCUUGCUUUGUCUUAUUGAAGAUCAGGUCAGCUGGUUUAUAUUUCAGUUACAAUCACAAAUCCUGAAUGGAGGUAGCACACUUGACUUCAGUCUUACACAAGAUUGAGCUUUGAUGUUUAUUUUUUUAAACUAUUACUCUAGGUGUUAUUGUGACACAUUCAUGCUUGGAUAAUGCCAGUGGAAGCCAGCGUACAGUACUGCUUCUCUGGUAAGGAAAUCUAUUAAAACACUUUAUCUGUUCUCACAUUGACACUUCUCCUGUCUUAGGUCUUUAUUUUUCUACCAGGGUCAUCCCACCUUCCUGCACAAACUAGAGACUGUACAGAUUUUUUAUCUUUUGUAAAUUAUCAUGCAAGUACUGUAUAUUGAUAUUGCAGUUGUUGAAAACUGUUUAUGUUCUUUUUUCAAUAAAAACUUGAACAAAAUCA